AUGGUACCCGGUAACAACAGCAACAACAACAACAAAGUACCACCAUCAAUGAGGAGUGGUGUCCAUGAGGGUCAAGCUGCUGCUGCUGCUGCUGCUGUGUUAUAUCCUGGUGCUGCGGUACAAGCAGAGCUGCAACCACGUGCGGUAAAAUGCCAACAAUCUAUUGUUGCUGCUGCUAGUUGCGCGGCCGCAGUGGAAGAAAGCUGCAUGAUUGGUAUCAGGAAAUCGGUUGAAAGUAAUAGUAUGGUACAAAUUGAACAGCACGGUGCCGCCGUUGCCGGUAUUGGAAAUGCUGCAGCUGCUGCUACUGCUGCUGCUGCAGUUGCAACGAAAUCAAUUGUUGUGACGAACAAAAUGUUUUCGAAGGCUACACCACUGGAAGCUGGUGAUAAUACUGGCAUGAUGAUAAGUCAUCAUCAUCAUCAUCAUCGUGGUAAAAUCACCGCUACUGCAGCAGCAGCUGCUGCUGCCGCUGCUGCUGCAGCAACUACACCAGCUGGUGCAGCAACAUGCCGUGGCAUUGUUAAUUAUGUUUACAAUUGA
Gongylonema pulchrum is the source of this 543-nucleotide messenger RNA. The record is from the annotation of a GenBank genome assembly. NCBI's taxonomy places the organism in Eukaryota, Metazoa, Nematoda, Chromadorea, Rhabditida, Gongylonematidae.